Molecule: messenger RNA, 2137 nt
Organism: Annulohypoxylon truncatum
Lineage: Eukaryota; Fungi; Ascomycota; Sordariomycetes; Xylariales; Hypoxylaceae
Product: P-loop containing nucleoside triphosphate hydrolase protein
Exons: 6
Coding region: 167-2137 (656 amino acids)
Molecular function (GO): ATP binding; ATP hydrolysis activity
Source: RefSeq, a predicted model, not a curated record
GGUACUUAGGAAACUGUCCCAUGCGAUUUAGGUCGAAGCUUUGCGUACAUCGUCCGUUCGUGUUAUUUAUUAGAUAUGCCUCUUAUUAAUUAGUAUAACCUAAAUCAAACUUUUCCUGCUCUUCAAAUCAACCGGAUGAUACAAAGUCAGAUCAGUAGUCGAAGUCAUGGAAAUCUUCAUGCUUGACCCCCGGGAGUUCCUGGGGAACAGUGACGACGACGAUGAGAGUUAUCAUGCGACAGGGGAAGAAAAGCAAGGAGAGUUUGGCAAGGUGGCCGAGACAAAGGAUCUCUAUCGCGUCGCCAAAGACGGCCCCUGGGAAGAAUGGGCGCCAGAAGACAUAGCGAUUGGCUUGAAUUCAAUACGGGAUUCGGAAAAAUUCGCCCUUAUAAGGCGACAAGAAAAGCAUGUCGACGACAGUGGCAAUCCAAUACUUAAGCUACAUUCAAUCAUUAUACAGAGUCCCUUGAUCAAGGAGCAAUUAGGUUGUGUCUUCAAGGGCUAUCGGGGUAUAAAUACAAACCUCAAAGACCUGAAAUUUCAAGCACCCUUCCACCCAUUCUUCUACCGAUGGACGCAGCUCGAGCAGUAUUUGCCCAGCCAUUGCGAGGAUGGCGAACACUAUAGGCUCCUACGUGAAGCCAUCGGCCCAGAGAUAAAGCCACAUAUCGAUCGAGUCAGUGAUCUCAAAAACAACAAUGUCAUCUCUUUCGACUAUAUCUGGGCACUUUUCGAACCCGAGGUAGAGAUAUACUCAAAUAUCGAUGGUCAAGAUCGUCUAUAUCUUCUAGAGAGUGGUCAGUACGGUAAACUACUUACUGGAGUGAAGGUAUACAGCAUUUCGGCUCGCUUUAUCGACACGGACGGUCAUAACUUCGGAUAUGUUAAAGAAUGUCUUUCUAUAUCCGAGUUCAAUGACUUGAAACCUAUAUCCGAGCUCAAUGUUUUGCCGAGCUGUUUGAAGCGAGACAUCGCUGUUAUCCGGGAUAGGUUGACGAAAAGGGGACAAAUAUUCGGAGAACUGAAGGGGCUUCACCACAAGGCAUAUUCUGGCGAAUAUCAAGCAUGGGAGGCUCGAUCAGAGACCUUCAAGACACGUUACAAGAUUGAUGACGGAAGAAUGUAUAUCGACUGCAAGUCAUUCACGACUUGCACUGGUGUAGAUCCUGAUAAGUUAGGCCCGCUUGAUGAGCCAUCGACCUCUAGUCACUCGAGCAACUCAGAAGCCGGCAACUCCCUCUCUCGGAAAUAUUAUCCGUUAUGCAAUCCUUCUGUCAAGGGUUUUUGUCUGAAGACAAAAGAAUGGGUCCUUUUAUCUGUCGACCUAUUGAAAGAGGUAGAGUGGAGCGAGAACGCAUUUAAACAGCUUGCUUUACCACAACACUACAAGCGGAUUGUAUACGCAUUUGUUAACAGUCAGCUUUCUCAGUCAGAUGACUUCGACGACGUAGUCAGAGGCAAAGGAAAAGGUGUGAUCAUGCUUCUGAGUGGGGAGCCUGGGACUGGUAAGACGCUCACGUCUGAAUCAGUGGCAGAGGAGAUGAAAAAGCCACUCUACAGCAUGGGCGCAGGCGAACUAGGUGAUACAGCCGGCGAAGUGGAAGAUAAUCUACAACGCGUGCUUGGGCUGGCCACUAGGUGGAAUGCUGUCCUACUCUUGGACGAGUGUGACGUUUUUCUAGAGCAACGCUCACCUUCUUCUAUGGAUCAGAACAGGCUUAUAACCGUCUUUCUCCGGGCACUAGAAUACCAUCAAGGGGUACUUUUUCUGACGACAAAUCGCCUAGCGGCGUUCGACCCUGCCUUCGAAUCACGAAUACAUCUCACAAUUCAUUUUCCCAAGCUUGGUUUCAACAGUAGGCUAUCGAUUUGGCGCAAUCUUGCCAAACCUAACUCCGCAAGCAGCAACUUGACCGAGCACGAGUUACAGGAGCUUGCCCGUACCGAGCUCAAUGGGCGGCAAAUCAAGAAUGUCAUCAAGACGGCGAGGUUAUUAGCCGCAAGAGAUCGGUUGCCGCUUGCCUUUAGCCAUAUCGAGAUGGUACUGAAAGCGAAAAAGGUCAAUUAUAUGACGUUUUCCAGACGCCUCGCUGCCUGGAGAUCGUGGAUGUUCGGCUUUAGGCGCAUCUUGGGAUAA